AGUACCAUCUUUAUUAUUAUACGUGAUCUUACAUCGGCAUGACUACCGUCUCCUUUCCCAUCCUUCGUCUCCCUCAAUCUAUAUUUCAAAAAACGCUCAAACAAAUGAGCCUAGUAGAACACAUCUCUCUAUCAGUGCUCUCGAAGAAGAUCAAACAACUCAUUGCAAUGCUAAACAGAUGUCAAUUGGCUAGCAUAAUAAUUAUGAGACCAUCGAUAUUGAUAAAGCUAAACACAACCCUUUUUCAUGGUUUUCAAUUAACUCUCAAUAGUAAACAGUCGAUUGUUGAGAUUCUCCAGUGUAUCAGUGGCCGAUAUCAACUUAAAAAGCUAAAUGUACAAGCAUUCAGUGAUAUCAAAUGGCUUGAACAUAUUUUUGAAGUUUUUAUUCAAAAUCAAAGAGUAUCUGUGGAAUUCUUUGAUUCAUCGUUCCAUUUCUUUGAAAUUGCUAAGAAACAUAUUAAAGAACUAAAAGUAGUUAGUCUGGGAAUAAUUAGCUGUUAUGACAUUAAAUAUUGUCAGUUGUCUCAAAUUUUUCCCUGCCUAGAAAAUUUGAUUGUUUUAAAUGGCCCAAUUUCUAAACCUACCCUCACGCAAAACUUUAAAAAACUACAACUCACUUAUGGAAAAAUGACCCUAGACGAUUUAUUUUUCUCUAAUUGUUCAGAGUUUAUCGUAACCUGUGACAGCUUUUCCAUCAAAGAUCUGAACAUCCUUGUAAGACAGUGGAUAAGAGGAGCUAUCCCCAGUCUCAAAUCAAUCACUAUCCGUUUUCGGAACAUUACUGAGAACCGUUUUGAUGAAUGCGCACUUUUCAAAGAAAUCGAGUAUACUAGAAAGGAAGAAGUUCAGUCCGUAAAAAGGUUUACAAUUGAGAGACAUGAUGGAACCAUCGCGAACGUCUUGCUUUAUUCAACAACUCGUUUUUACUUUACUCUCGUUGUUGGUGAAUACGAGUGGAUUGGACACUUUGCGAGCAUAUGGAUGUAGCUCAUUGACUCUGUAUUUUUUAUUCGCCUGAUUGUGAAUAUUGUUUCUUUUUCAAAAAUACAAUAAAUAAUUUAUUGAUUCUU
This is a messenger RNA of Caenorhabditis elegans, 1072 nucleotides long. RefSeq names its product F-box domain-containing protein (gene W08F4.13). Bases 39 to 989 code for a protein of 316 amino acids. The transcript has 2 exons. NCBI's taxonomy places the organism in Eukaryota, Metazoa, Nematoda, Chromadorea, Rhabditida, Rhabditidae. The record is from RefSeq and is marked reviewed.